This is a messenger RNA of Zeugodacus cucurbitae (melon fly), 568 nucleotides long. RefSeq lists its product as uncharacterized. The transcript has 2 exons. Bases 162 to 452 code for a protein of 96 amino acids. The record is from RefSeq and is a predicted model, not a curated record. Lineage: Eukaryota; Metazoa; Arthropoda; Insecta; Diptera; Tephritidae.
AUGGCAUCUUUGCAUAAAACACAUACAAAUAGCGGUAUAUCUUUCUUCAUCUUCCUUCGCAAUAUGAGUUCAGUAUACCGAAAGUGCCACUAACGCGUGUCGUUGCGAAUCAUCUUAAUAAGCAUACAAAAAGAAAAAAAUAGGAAAAAAUAAUAAUAAACAUGGAAAUGCAAUUUAUCGAGAAACUCAAUGCACUAAAUUAUAAAUAUUGGACUAUCAUGACACGCGCUUAUCUGGAAAAGGAGGAGCUAAUGGACACCAUCGACAGAAAGGAGCCGAGCUUAAAUACUCAUGCUAAGGAGCGUCGUGCCAGAUUCAUUUUACUUUGCCUAAUUGAGCCAUCACUUGUUCGUGAAUUGCCAGAGAAUAUCAGAAGCGCAAGAGACAUAUGGACUCACUUUUCUUUCCGUUUUAGAAGGCGAAGAAGUGCAUCGUGCUCACAUGCAUCCUAAACUACCUAAUAUUUUAUAACUGAUAUUAUUUUACUUUUAUUUUAUAUAUUUUUCAAUGUUUGCAUAUAUGUUACAACAAAUAAAUGUCCAACUAACGUAAUCAUAUCAUAUAAAAA